Arabis nemorensis is the source of this 303-nucleotide messenger RNA. Lineage: Eukaryota; Viridiplantae; Streptophyta; Magnoliopsida; Brassicales; Brassicaceae. The record is from the annotation of a GenBank genome assembly.
AUGGCGUCUUCGUCAAGCCUGACUCGAUCGGGAAGUGCGCCGCAGUUUCACCUCGACGAGAAGUGGAAGCUGUCGAAGAAAGACGGGUUUAACGGUGGCGCGUCGAGGAUCACGCGCUCUUCGUCGACUUCUUCUUUCAGCUUCAAUGGUGGUGGUGGUGGCAAGAAGUCACAGAAACAGGGGAGGUGUGCUUUUACGAGGAAGUGUGCAAGAUUGGUUAAAGAACAAAGAGCUCGUUUCUAUAUCAUGCGUCGAUGCGUAAUCAUGCUUAUUUGCUGGAGAGAUAAUUACUCUGAUUCUUAA